AUGACUGAGCCAGGAGCGAAGCCACAAAGUUCUACAGACGACCUGAAGCAGAUUAAUGAAGGACCUCAAUGUGGUAGUAAUCUGACCCGCCAAGGACUGCGUCCAUGCGACGACACUCAUCUGAGAGCCUUCGAUCAUGCAAGCCCAGGAAAAGAAGACUUUUCGCCCCCCUCGCCUCUCGCGAUGUCGACCGUAGGCAGACCGAAUACUCUGCAUGCGGACGGUCUGAAGCGAGCAGGCUUAGAAGAGGGCGCCGCAGUUAGGAAUGGAGUCGGCUUGCCUGGUCCUGCGAGCAAAGCAACCAUUAUUGAAGUGCAACACCAUCCUUUCCGUCCCGCCGCUCCCGUGUGUGCACCCACCGGCUUUCAGGUCCUCUUGGGACCGCAACUAGUCACAAGCGAGGAGACACAGCACGAUUCGAGGAUGGUGGAGUCUUCAAUAGUUCUGAGGAAAGCUGUGCCGAGGGCUGCGACAACUGCGGUCCAGUGA
Trichosporon asahii var. asahii CBS 2479 is the source of this 489-nucleotide messenger RNA. RefSeq lists its product as uncharacterized. NCBI's taxonomy places the organism in Eukaryota, Fungi, Basidiomycota, Tremellomycetes, Trichosporonales, Trichosporonaceae. The record is from RefSeq and is a predicted model, not a curated record. The transcript has 2 exons. Bases 1 to 489 code for a protein of 162 amino acids.